Molecule: messenger RNA, 453 nt
Organism: Rotaria sp. Silwood1
Lineage: Eukaryota; Metazoa; Rotifera; Eurotatoria; Philodinida; Philodinidae
Source: the annotation of a GenBank genome assembly
AUGAAAAAAAGGAUAAAUGCAAUUGUAAAAAAAGGAUGUUCGAGACGUUCUUGUUCUUGUUUUAAAUUUGGUAGUGGAUGUAAUUCAUUAUGUGGAUGUGGUUCAUCUUGUCAAAAUAUGUUCAAUCAUGUUGAAUAUUUCUUUGGUAACAAUAAAAAAUGUGCUGCCAAUCCUUGUUUUUCUCGGUGGCUCGUUCAACAUGCUAAAAAUAUAGAUGGAUUAAAAAUGAUCGAUCGUGAUGAAUUACGUCAAUGUAUUAUGGAAUGUCCUUGUUUUCCAGAUAUGUCUUAUGAUGAAGAUUUGACUGAAUGGACAAAGAAAUGGCAAACAAUUCGUGAAAAUGAAAAAUUAUCUCAUACUCAAAAACUUUUUCGAAUGCUUCUAUCAGAUGAUAAAACAAUGCAUUAUUAUUCAUUUUGUCACAAUGAUUUAUUUCAAGAAGAUUGUUAUUGA